GUGUGUGUACUGUGGGCUGGAAGCCAAAAUCACAAGGAAGUUGUGAUCUGUUGCUCAUGCCCAGUAAACAGAAACUACUUUCAUUUUCUCCCUGUACAGCAAGUCUUUGGUUUGGUGACGUUACAGUGAUUUCCUGCAAACACGUCCCUUAAACAGAAUUCUUUGAUUUGACUCUGUACCCCUAGACUCUGGCAGCAUUUACCAGCAGCAAUUACACGGAAUAUCGUUGAUGUUUUCCACAACUACACGGAGGAAAUGUCUGAACAGCCCAGCAAAUCCAGCCACUUCCUUAUAUAGACUCUGCGCUUUGCUUGUACAGGCCGGGAUCUGCCCCGGUGUCAGAUGAGGCGGCACUAAGGUUUAUUUUAGAGUCCAGUGAAGAUAGAACUGGUUUCAACAUGCAUCAGAGUGGCUUUAAAAAUGAAGAAAAUAUAUAUCAAGAUACAGUUCCUUCUUCAGUACCUGCUUUAGGUUCUUCUAGAGCUGAAAGCUUAGUGGGUGAACUUCAUGGAAUGCCAAUGUAUCCCAUCACUACUGAGACAGAUAUUGAUAUCACUGCUGUACUAUUGCCAUCUGGACAUAUUCAAAGCCAUCAUCAUGCCAUGAGAACAGCAGUUAGUGAGACUCAACCUCCUGCUUUUGCCUUACUGCCAAACAUGUCGAGUCAAGACAAACCUAGAUUACUUCUGAAAAUGCAACCUGCUAAAAAAGACACUAAUGCAAGUUCAACUCUACCAUUUCAUUUUGGAACACAAUUAGGUUCAUUCGUUAUGGAAGGCAACCCAAUUGAGCAGUUUCGUGAAGAGAAGCAGACAAAGAAAGAUUUUAUUCUUUCUGAAAAUGGCACUGAGAAACAUAUUCAAUCUUUGGGUAGACCAGAGCACACAAUAUGUGAAACACCAGAGUUUGGGUUUUAUUAUUCAGGUUUAAAUAUUAAGGCAGAAAAAAAUCCACAAGAUAUGCUUUUAUUGCUGCAGAAUAGGACUGAUAUGACAAGUCUUCAAAGAAAGUGUAGAGCCUUAAUGACAUCUGAAGAUCCUAAAAUAAUAGAAUGUUCUGAUCUGUAUUGCAGUGAACAUGAUAUUAAACCUCAAACCUAUGUAAAUUCUCAGGAUCAAACACAAAAAAAAGAAGAGACAGUCUCUCAUAAAGAGAACCAGACUUAUACAAUGACAGAACCAUUUUUGAAGAGAGAAGAAUGUGUUGUUUUCCUUAAAGAACUACAGCAACUUUCAUGUAAAGUCACAACCAGUGACUCAGACACAAAAAACAAUAUACUUAAACCACAAGAACAAGCCAUGCAAAUCAAAUCCUUACUUAACAGUAUGCAUGGCAGUACACACCAAGAGAAUCACAACAUUACAAAAUAUCAGCUUGAAGCGACUCACAUUGAACUAAAUGAAAAGCCACCCAAAGAUGAUCAAGGUGUUAUUCAUGAAUGUGCAGUAUCUGAAGAGACUGAAGUUGAAGAGUUACUCAGUAGUAAGAAUAUGAGUGAUCACUGUGAAGAGGCAGAUGUUAAAGAAGAUGAAUUUAUACAGAGAAAUGAUGCUCUUAAUACAAGUGCCAUAUGCAAAAAAACUCAAGAUAAGGACAAUAUUUAUGGUAAGGAUCACUUUGGAAUGAAUGAACACAUUCAGUUUGAAGAGACUCAAUUGGGACAAGUGGAGAAUGUGCACACAAAAAAUAAUAUUCUUAAAAAAAGGGACCAGUUGGAUGAGAUGGAAGUUGGAGAAGGUUCUGUGAAAGACCAGCCAAUACCUGGGCUUAAAAACAUAGGGCAGAAGGACACACAUAGUACCUAUAUGGAACCUCCUGUUGAAUUAGACCUAGAUGAUAAUAUUCACAGAAAUAUGUAUACUGUUAAAAAAUUGCAUGGAGAAACUCAAGUUAAGGACACGCUAAAUAGAAAGUACCUUAAUAAAAGUAUUCAAUUUGUAAAAAAUCAAGGAGCACAAAUGGAGAAUGUACAGAGAAAAGAUCAUUUUGAUAUCAGUACAAAUGACAUGUAUAACACUGCUCUGGUUGGAGUAGAUGAGUACAUAAGCAGAAGGGAACAUUCUGUUAUUAAAGAUAAUGUGAAAUAUGAGAAUAAAGGUCAAGUUGAAGCUACGAAUUUACACAGAACAAAUCUUCAUUCUAAUAAAAGUGAGAUAAUAACAGAGACUCAAGAUGAACAAGAUCAGAAUAAAUACACAAAGGAUAAUACUGUUGAUAAAAGUGACCAAUUGGAAGAGAUGGAAGUUAGAGAGGAUUCUGGGAAAGACCAUCCCAUCCCUUGGCUUAAAGACACAGGGCAGAAGGGCACACAAAGUACUUUCAAUGAAAGGCCCAUUGAAGAACAGAACAUACACGGAAAGGAACAUUCUCUAAAUAAAGGUGAUGUGGAAGAUGAAAAUAAAGGCCAAGAUGAGGCAGAGGAUGCAUACAGAGUAAAUCAUAAUGCUAUCAAGAAUGAAGUGUUUGAAGAGGACCAGGUUGGAGAAGAUGAGAAUAGGCACACAAAGAAUCAUACCAUUGAUAAAAGUGACCCGUUGGAUGAGAUUGAAGAUAGAGAAGAUUCUGUGAAAGACCAACUCAUCCCUUGGCUUAAAGACACAGGGCAGAUGGGCGCACAUAGUACCCUCAAUGAAAGUCCGGUUGAACUAGUCCCUGAUGUUGAAGAUAAGAACAUACACAGAAAGGAACAUUCUGUAAAUAAACGUGAAGUAGAAGAUGAAAACAAAGACCAAGUGGAGGCUGAGGAUGCAUACAGAACAAAUAAUAAUGCUAGCAAGAAUGAAGUGUUUGAAGAGGAGAAGGUUGGAGAAGAUGAAAAUAGACACAGCAAGAAUCAUACUAUUGGUAAAAGUGACCAGUUUGAAGAGAUGGAAGAUAGAGAGAAUUCUGUGAAAGACCAACCUAUCCCUUGGCUUAAAGACACAGGACAGAAGGGCACACAAACUACCUUUAAUGGAAAUCCUGCUGAACUAGACCCAGAAGUUGAAGAUGAUCAUCUAGACAGAAAUGAGAUUUAUACUGUUAAUAAAAGUGCCAUAUGUGAACAAACACAAAUUAAGGAAAAUGUUUAUAGAAAGGAACACUGUAAAAUGAUUAAAAGUGUUCAAUUUGAAGAGAUUCAAAUGAGAGAAGAACAGAGAACAGAUCAUUAUGAAAUCAAUAAAAAUGACAAGGCUCUGGAUGAAGAAGGAAACAACAUACAUAGGAAGGAACAUUCUGGAAAUAAAAUUGAUCCUGAAGAUGAGAAAAAUGGCCAAGAUGCAGCAGAGAAUCUACACAGAACAAAUCAUCAUGCUAUUAAAAGUGCAAUGUUCACAGAGACUCAAGGUGGAGAAGAAGAGAAUAUACACACAAAGGAUAAAACUAUUGAUAAAAGUGACCAGUUGGAAGUGGGAGAGGAUUCUGUGAAAGACCAACCCAUCCAUUGGCUUAAAGACAUACGGCAAAAGGACACACAUGGUGCCUUCACUGAAAGUCCUGCUGAACUUGACCCAGAUACUGAAGAUGAUAACAUGAAAUCACUGGAAGAAGAAUGCACCGCUAACUAUGGAAACAUAUUCAAUGCAUGCCGAACAAAUUUGGAUGAAUUCCCUGAAGUUGCAUGCCCCACAAGUACUCAAUUAUUGGUUAUUGAGUGUGGUUUGUCAAACCAGUGCACAGUCCAAUCUGAAGAGCGACCAGCAUAUAAGCCAGAUAACAAAAAUGAAGAGAAGGCAACUCCUCAAGUUUUUAUCAAGACACCAACACAAGAUACAUAUGGAAAGAUAAUUCGAGAAAAGGGUCUAUCACUUUUAGAAGAUUUAAGGAGAAAUUAUUUAGACUCUGAAGGUCAUGGGUUCACCCUAUUAGACUCUGGAAUGGUUUUAACCGGAGAUGACAGUCAACGAGAGAAAAAUAUUGCUUUUGUUACACUGAGAAAUGGAUUAAAACUGGGAAUGGCAAUUCCCAUAUCCGAUCUGUUCUUUUAUUACAACUUGGGACUCCAUUUUUAUAUCACUGAGCAGCUGAACGACGACUGGUAUUGUGUAAAAGACAGAAUAACCCAAGAAAAGAUGCUAAUGAAAAAGGUUCCAGUUAUCUCCAGCUGGGGAAAAUCUCUACAUAACUUCCUGUUCCUCCCGUAUCACCCCCGGCUCCUGGUCCCAUACGCUGUACUGUAUGACCGAAAUGGAUCCAUUCACUAUCUCAUGGAAUACAAGCAUGUGUUAGCUAUUGGGAGACCUCCACCAGGACGCCACUUUGAUAAGGAAAAAUCAUUUUGGGAGGUGAUGCAUUUUUUGAGUUACUGCAAAAAAAAUGGUCUGCUUCCGCCGCACAUUCAAGAAACCAUCCUGCACACAGAACAGGGAGUUUGUUUUGAUCCCAGCGGCCUCUGUAAUUCUGAAGAUCCCUGCAUUUUAAAGAAAAGCAUUAAAAGUGUUUUAUUGCUUCUCUUCUGCGGUGAACAGCAGGAACACUUGGAUCGAGAGUUGGAACUCCUGCUUGACAGAGCAUACCAAUGUCUGGAGGAAGACACAGGGUGGCCAGAGCAGCUCAUCCCAGAAAAUGGCCUUUCCCUACAGAGAGCCGGCGCAAUACCCUUUUCAUUUCCUUGUUUUUUAGAAGAAAACUGAAUCCUUGCUUUUGAUUUUCCUCUACUUUAUCCUGAAUUCCUAUAAACUACUAGCAACAUAUCAUUAGGCAUUCUUUUAAUUGCCUGAAUUUCCUUUCAGUUGAUACAAAAAAUCCAAAAGGUUUUUUAAACUCAAAGAGAUCUUAACUACACAUACUGCCUACAAUGUAUUUCAUUAACAUUGAAAUUAAAGUUUUUUACAGGGGUGGGUAGGGGUCUGUCUGUAGGGGUGCUGAUGUGUAGGGGUCUGUCUAUAGGGGUGCUGGUGUGUAGGGGUCUAUCUGUAGGAGUGUUGGUGUGUAGCGGUCAAUCUGAAGGGGUGCUGAUGUGUAGGGGUCUAUCUGUAGGGGUGCUGAUGUGUAGGGAUCAAUCUGUAGGGGUGCUGGUGUGUAGGGAUCUAUCUGUAGGGGUGAUGGUGUGUAGGGGUCUAUCUGUAGGGGUGUUGGUGUGUAGCAGUCAAUCUGUAGGGGUACUAGUUUGUAGGGGUCUAUCUGCAGGGGUGCUGAUGUGUAGGGGUCUAUCUGUAGGGUGCUGAUGUGUAGGGGUCUAUCUAUAGGGGUGCUGAUGUGUAGGGGUCUAACUGUAGGGGUGCUGAUGUGUAGGGAUCAAUCUGUAGGGGUGCUGGUGUGUAGGGGUCUAUCUGUAGGGGUGCUGGUGUGUAGGGGUCUAUCUGUAGGGGUGUUGGUGUGUAGCAGUCAAUCUGUAGGGGUACUAGUUUGUAGGGGGUCUAUCUGCAGGGGUGCUGAUGUGUAGGGGUCUAACUGUAGGGGUGCUGAUGUGUAGGGGUCUAUCUGUAGGGGGUGCUGGUGUGUAGGGGUAUAUCUGUAGGGGUGCUGGUGUGUAGGGGUCUAUCUGUAGGGGUGCUGAUGUGUAGGGAUCAAUCUGUAGGGGUGAUGAUAUGUAGGGGUCUAUCUGUAGGGGUGCUGAUGUGUAGGGGUCUGUCUGUAGGGGUGAUGAUGUGUAAGGGUCUUUCUAUAGGGGUGCUGAUGUGUAGCAGUGUAUCACAUGAGGUGCAAGAGUUUGAUUUCUCUGGACUGUUCACAAAGCAAUCAGAGGCCUAACUGUAAAGGUAGCAGCCCGGGGGGGGGGGAUAACAGUUCAAUAUAUGUUUAUAAAAAUGUAAUUUGUAUGGCAUUACUGCACCCCAUGAAUUUCAUCACUGUCCCAAAAGUGUUCUUAAAACAGUUUUCUUACUCUGUAGAAAACAAAGGGUUCAACUGGAUUUUUCAUCCAUACUUCCUAUCGACUGCUGCAUGACAUAUCACAUUACUGCAUAUAGUUUGUUUCAAAUGGCAACUCGGCUGGCACUUAAGCUGGCCACAGACGAAAAGAUCUGAUUGUACGAAUCUCCCGACCUGCCACUAACCAUUCAGAUCAAAU
Messenger RNA from Xenopus laevis (African clawed frog), 5992 nucleotides. RefSeq lists its product as uncharacterized. The transcript has 7 exons. NCBI's taxonomy places the organism in Eukaryota, Metazoa, Chordata, Amphibia, Anura, Pipidae. The record is from RefSeq and is a predicted model, not a curated record. Bases 399 to 4613 code for a protein of 1404 amino acids.